AUGAAGAACAAAGCUGUUCGUCUCCCUCCACCAGUGUAUCUAACAUGGCAAGAUUUUGAAGCACAAAUAGAUCAUUGGGGGGCACUUGAAACGGGAAGAACCAAAGACAGCGCGAAAUCACGGAUUGACUUGCCUGAUAUAUGCAACAGAAUUGACUUGCAUAUUUUGAGCAAUGGGAAAGGCCAAAAAUCUGCUUUGUUCAAUUGGAUUUUAUUUGCUGUGAAAUUUUCUGAUGGACAAGUUGAAGAUCUACCCGAUGAUAACAUCGAAGAAGAUUCAGAUGAAUUUGAUGAGAGUGAUGAUGAUCAUGAUGAUGAUUUAGAAAAUGAUGAACGCAACCAAAACAUAUCAUCUGAUGAUUCCGAUUGA
Eutrema salsugineum is the source of this 369-nucleotide messenger RNA. RefSeq names its product aspartic acid-rich protein-like. The transcript is spliced from 3 exons. The coding region runs from base 1 to 369 and encodes 122 amino acids. The record is from RefSeq and is a predicted model, not a curated record. Lineage: Eukaryota; Viridiplantae; Streptophyta; Magnoliopsida; Brassicales; Brassicaceae.